This is a messenger RNA of Brassicogethes aeneus, 2157 nucleotides long. The record is from the annotation of a GenBank genome assembly. Lineage: Eukaryota; Metazoa; Arthropoda; Insecta; Coleoptera; Nitidulidae.
AUGUUCUCAACAAAAUAUGUUUUAAUAUUUUACCUAGUAUUUCUUUCUGUAAAAUCUAAUAAUAUCAUUGAUGUGGAUGAUAUUUUAUCGGAAAAUUUCAUGCCCAGUUCCUUACUAGUUCUGGAAAAUUCAGGCGACUCAGUGAAUAAUUUCAAUAAAACUUUGGAUGAAGUUUUGGAAAACAAGCCCAAGCUAGAUGGGUCUUUCAAUAGAGCUAUGGAGACUAUGGGAUUUCAUAGAAAUAAAAUGAACGAAUAUUUGUGCAGAAGUUACGUGGCCGAACAAAUUUUAUCAGAGAUGACUUUGGGGAAAAUUAAACGAAGGAUGGGGACCGAUAUUUUACUACCAGGCCCUUCAAAAGUACAACUGGCAGUUAAGAAUGAGCUUUUGGAAGACGAGGGAUCUUCAACAUACAAAAACUGGUUGGAAAAAAGUACCACUUUAGAAGACAUUUACCGUCACUAUGACCCACCUGAUGCAACCAAACCCCCUGAUUUAAACCGGGAAGAUUUCGAGAUAGAAGUGGAAGACGAGAAAGAUGAAGAAGACGAAGAAGACGAUGUAAAUCAGUAUGCCAACCUUAAAACCAAAAAACCUCCAAAGUUAAAUCAUAGAGGGCACAGCGGGGGCGGUGUAAUGUACGGGGGUGGCAAGCCUUAUUAUGGGGGAGUGGGGGAGAGUUACCAACCUGGCGGGUACUCAUACCCUAGUAAUGAAUAUGGGGACGUUUAUCAUACUAGUGGAGCUGCAGGUCACAGUUUGGUUCACUCAGGUUAUGGCGACGUUCAUAUAACCCCGGAACAUCAGGAACAACACGUGAUUCAUCACAGACCAAAGUACAAUCACAGCGACAAGGACCACGACUUAUCAGAUUUGUUCGAGAUUGCUCUAACGGCACUCGCCUACUUAUCUUUCGGCAUGUUCGUUAUACAUGUCAUUAUGUGCAUAUCCAUGACGACAACCGGUACUACCACUACAGCAACUGCGAUGAUGAUGCCGAUGAGCAUGAGUCCAACUGCAACGGGUACCGGUACCGGUACCGGAACAGCAACCGGAACAGGUGGAGGUGGAGGUACGACUAUGACAGAUGGCGGCACCACUGGUACAGGUGAGGGAACAGACAUGGGUACUGCUGCAGGUUCCGACGGUGGUACCACCGGUGGAAUGGAUAUGGGUACCGCUGGAGGAUCCGAUGGUGGUACCACUGGUGGUACCGCUGGAGGUUCCGAUGGUGGUACCACUGGUGGUACUGCCGGAGGUUCCGAUGGUGGUACCACUGGUACCGGUGAAGGUGCCGACGGCGGUACCGAUGCGGGUUCCACUGGAACCGGUGGUGGUUCUAAUGGUUCCGAUGCUGGUGGUGGUACCACUGGUACCGGUGACGGCAUGGAUGGUGGUACCGGUGGUGGCACCACUGGUAUGGACGCUGGAACCGGCGGUGGUACUGGUGGUGGUACCACUGGUACCGGUGACGGCAUGGAUGCUGGUACCGGUGGUGGUACCACUGGUAUGGAUGCUGGUACCGGCGGUGGUUCCGACGGUGGUUCCACCGGUACCGGUGGUGGUACCGAUGGUACGGGGGACGGUAUGGAUGCUGGUACAGGUGGUGGGACGGAUGGUAGUACUGGUAGUGAUGGUACCGGUACCGGUCGUGGUACCACUGGAGGAGAUGGUGGAGGGGCAGAUACAGGAGCAGGAACCGGAACCGGCACAACAGGAACCGGAACCGGAAAAGACUCAUUCCAAUUCAGACUUAAAAGAGACAUUCCCACAAUAACAAACCCAGACAACCAUGCCUUAAACGAACUGGCUAGAAGAAUCCUAACCUCAAUAGAAGCAGCUCUAAUAGCCAAUAGCGAUAAUGGAGAAUGUCUGAGAAAAUCUCUAUGCUAUAACAAUAAAUAUUCAAGGACUUUGAAGAACGAUAACAAACUGUGGAUACCUGUUUGGAGUUUGGGUAUGAGCUGGAUGUCUGGAAGAGUUGUAAAAAAUGUUACUUCAGCCACCUCAAUGCUGGAUAGUUUAAAAGCGUCUAUUUUGGGUUUAGGAAAAGCAAAUUGUGAAAUACUUUACCAAAAAUGCGAAUUGCAAAAUGAAAGAAGAAAAAGAAGACGUAGAAGACGUAAGAGGAAUGCAAGGAAAUAAACUAGUGAAUAA